Mycotypha africana is the source of this 1388-nucleotide messenger RNA. RefSeq lists its product as uncharacterized. The transcript has 2 exons. NCBI's taxonomy places the organism in Eukaryota, Fungi, Mucoromycota, Mucoromycetes, Mucorales, Mycotyphaceae. The coding region runs from base 179 to 1243 and encodes 354 amino acids. The record is from RefSeq and is a predicted model, not a curated record.
CUCUAUUGCUUACGAUAUUUGUUUAUUAAUGUGUAAGUUGUAGAAGCCCCUUUUUCUUUGUUUGUUUCUUUUUAACCGCUCAUCUUUUACUUAUUUCGUUUCUCAAAUCGAUUAGAAAUCCUUUCAACCUCUACUUGUACGGAAUACAGCAGAACGAUAGUAACUCAAAUUGUUAGUCAUGUUGCGUGUCUAUUCGAUAAUGUAUCUUCAGCACGUAUGGGAACGACCUAAAGAUGAAUGCCCGGCUAUCAAUGUAGCAGCUGCUGAUAUUCUAGUUGAUAAUGCUACGUUGAAUACAAAGCAAGUGGGUGCUAAUGAUUUUGCGGAUAACAAUACUGAUCAGAAAGAAGCCGUGUUACAAACCGAAGCUUCUAUAACAUCAGAAAGCCCCUCAGUGCAGCAACCGCUACUGGAAACUAACGACAAAAAGAGCAACAAGAGUUCAUCCGAUUCUUCAGUAUUACUACUGCUGGCUGAUGAUUGUAGUAACAAUACUUAUAAGAAGACAAUAAGUAUUAAUGAUGGAAGCAAUAGCAGUAUCAAUAUGAAUCCUGGAUUUACAGAAAGUAUGCCAAACUCAAUCCAUUCUGAUUCAUUAGAAACACCGGGCCAGCCAUAUGACGAAAACACAACAUGCGCCUCUAAAGUGACAAUACCCGUACCAACAGUUAUAACAGAAGCAGAGACAUCGACAAGUCAUAAAACCGAAUACAAAACCUUUAACGCUGAUGCUGACUCUUCUGGACAAGAAGAAGAAAAAGCGGAAGAAAAAGACGAACAAGAUCCGCGCAUUAUUAAAGAACUGCCUCUAGCACCAUCUCGCCCUUCGUCACACAGAACUUCUACAUCAAAGCUUUCCUCUUCUGCGCAAAGGAUGAUUCAUCGCGCCAAAUCAAGUAUCAAUGAGAGAGCAGUAAAGAAUAUAGGACGCAGAACCAGUUUAAUUCUGGAAAAGAUAAACAACCAUUUAAACCAUCACCAGAAUCAUCCACCUGGAUGUGACAACGAUAUAUCACCUGAUUCCCCCUUGAAUUUUGAUGAGAGUAACAAUUGCGGGGGAAAGAGGGACCCUUUGAUUUUGCCACUCAUUUCCUCUGCCAUCAGCCAUUCUGCUACUCCUAAUAUAGCAUCCGUGAAAAGCUUAAGGCGACAAUCUUCAAAGCUGGCUAACAAAAGUAAGGCACUAACAACGAAGCUGAAAAGAGCAAUUUCUUUUCAUCACAUCCACACCUUUGAUGCUUGAUAACCAUGUAAGACCAGUGACAGCAGCAGCAAUUAUAUUGUCUCGGGCUACAAUUAUUACCUUAUAUUUCUUUGCAUUGUAUAAACUAUCUAAUAUGAAUAAGCUUACAGAUCCUUCAACCUAAACUAUAAAAAUGACUCUAUGG